CGCCCGUACACUUUGGCUGGAUGACGUUAUGAGGCUUGAUAAACUUUGAAUUUUGUCUGCGUAUGUGACGUUAUUGGAGUUUCAGACAUUUGUUGGCGAAUGACAUCUACUUCAGAAUGAUUGCUACAGACAGUACAAAUAGCUACACAAUUAAAGAAUGGAAAGCAUCGUACUACGUGACGACUGGCAAGAAACGAUGGGUAUAUGGUACUCUCUUUGUUGCUUCUAAUUUUAUACUUUUCCAAGACGAGGAUAAGAAAGAACCGAUCAAUGAUGUGACAGUUUACUUUGCGAACUUCACCGGUGUUAAAAGAGAAAACAGUAGUUACAUGUUCAGAUGUGUUACCGUGGCGACCAAUUCUGACAAGCAUUGGUUUGGGUCACUACCAAAUAGGGAGGAAGCUUUUCACUUCAUUGAACACUUUUGGAAAGAGCGUUUAGUAGGGAAACCUGCGUUAAUCAUGAGAAGUAAUGGAGAAGAUCGCGAACAAACUGAGCUUGGUAAAAAGCUACUAGACGUUGCAUACGACUCCCAGAGAACAUUGCAAGAAGCUGGAGAAUCAUUGGCCUAUCAAGGUGAGAAGCUAGAUUAUGCUUCUCGAGUUGUUGACGACAUCAAUAAUGAUUUAACAGUGGCUGAGCAUCUUUUGGAUGGACUUGAUUCGUGGCUGGGAAAGUGGAGCGCCAUUACCAGAGUACCAGACUCACCGCAAGACGUUGAUGACACUGUUGCAUAUAAUAUUUUAUAUGCAAGAAAACCCAAUGAUGCAUUGAAUACUGGAACAUUACAGAUUAACAAUGAUAACCUGGAAUUGAAGGACGCUAAAGGGAAAAAACUUCAUGUGUACGAGAUGAAUGAUGUGUCGUCAGUGGUGGUGGAUACACCAUGGGAUAUCAAGGUCACUCAACGUAUGAUUGGUAAACCUGAUAUCAAUUUUUAUCUAACAUCAGCAAAAAUGGUACAAAUCUUGAAAGCGAUGGAGCCAAUGUAUGCUUCUAAGUUUGAUUUUGAGGAAGCUAAUCUGCCAGAGAACACAGUGAAUAUGGAGACUCACACUGCCACUUACAAAGAUGUGAUUUCUAGUGCUGAGCAUGAAAGCAGUCCACGGGCCAGACUUCACAUUCACAAAUCCAACAAACCCAUUGUAUCUGAUAUGGAAGCUGAUGAAUUAAACCAAGUUGUGGGGAACUUGAAAUCCAUGGCUUUAGACAUCCAGAAGGAACAAGACUUGCAGAUGGAAAACAUAGAUAGACUCAGUGACAAGGUAGAAGGUACCACAGCGAGAGUGAAAAGUGAUACAAAACAGAUGAAAAGAUUACUGUAAUUACAUAUUUUACUUUUAUCAUUGGAACCUUUCCUGCCAAGUUAUUGUGAUUAUUUUCACACAUCUAUGUUUCACACAAAUUUGUUUGAUGAAUUUGUUUUUCACGCAAUACACACAAAAUGAAGCUGAAAAAUUAAACUGGAAAAAAGAGUAAUUGGAAAAUGGUUAAGAGCUGUAUUGUAUUUGUUCUAUUAGGUGCUCUCAUUCUUUUUGGGGUAUUUACUAGCUUGCCUGUAAUUG
Molecule: messenger RNA, 1565 nt
Organism: Saccoglossus kowalevskii
Lineage: Eukaryota; Metazoa; Hemichordata; Enteropneusta; Harrimaniidae
Product: synaptosomal-associated protein 47-like
Biological process (GO): synaptic vesicle priming; exocytosis; synaptic vesicle fusion to presynaptic active zone membrane
Cellular component (GO): SNARE complex; plasma membrane
Molecular function (GO): syntaxin binding; SNAP receptor activity
Source: RefSeq, a predicted model, not a curated record